ACGACAGCGUGGAGAAGGUGGGACAAACGCGACAGUGGGCGCGUUGCGAUUGGUUGCCAUCUGAUAGUAGGACGCGGCGAAGCACCGGCGUCUCGUCGCUUGCGCAAGACGCCAUUUUGGAGUGACGGCCACCCGAACGGUAGAGAACCAAAAGCUCGUCAAAAAGCAGCGUCGUCACCAUGGGAAACAUCUUUGCUGGCAUAUUCAAAGGCCUCUUUGGCAAGAAGGAGAUGAGGAUCCUAAUGGUAGGCCUGGAUGCUGCAGGGAAGACCACCAUCCUUUACAAGCUCAAGCUUGGAGAAAUUGUCACCACCAUUCCCACCAUCGGUUUCAACGUGGAGACGGUUGAAUACAAGAACAUCAGUUUUACAGUGUGGGACGUGGGCGGCCAGGACAAAAUCCGCCCUCUGUGGCGCCACUACUUCCAGAAUACCCAAGGUCUGAUCUUCGUGGUGGACAGCAAUGACCGGGAGCGUGUAAACGAGGCCCGUGAGGAGCUGGCGAGAAUGCUGUCUGAGGACGAGCUCCGAGAAGCCGUUCUGCUGGUUUUCGCCAACAAACAGGACCUGCCUAACGCUAUGAACGCCGCCGAGAUCACGGAUAAGCUGGGCCUGCACUCGCUGCGCCAGCGCAACUGGUACAUCCAGGCCACGUGCGCCACCAGCGGCGAUGGCCUCUACGAGGGCCUCGACUGGCUUUCCAACCAGCUCAAGAACCAGAAAUGAGCGCUCCUUUUCUUGUUUCUUUGUUCUCUUUCCGCACACCGCGCCGGCACCCCCACUCCCUCGCUCCGUCUGACCCCCGCCCAGCCCCCACCUGCAAUCCCACCCCCCACUUGUUACGAGGGUCAGCUGUGGGCUGGGAUGGGAGUAACAAUGGUGUCCUUUCACACCCCAAUCUCCCUCUCAGUCUGCACGCAUAACCCACCACCCCCUUGACCCCCUCCCAGAGGAAGCAUGAUUUUCAAUACCCGGCCCCCCUUCACUUUAUUAAACGCCUGAUUGCUAGAUGUCAUUUCAUUCCUGUAAGAAGCAUUUAACCUGUAUCAGGUCAGAGUUCACUUGCCCGCUCCCCGUGCUGUCACUCAUGAAAAUCAUGCUGUCUCUGGAAUCAGCCCCGUGGCCCCACCCCACCCCAGCACAAGGCGCGUUUGUGGGAGGAGUCCACAAGACUGUGUGACGAGCUUCAUUGUCAACAUUUCAAACCAACUUUUUCUUUUUCUUCUUGUCGUUUUUCUCGUUCUUCCUGUCACGCGAUUCUACUUGUACUUUUGACCGCGCAACCAACCAAAAGCAUCCCAGCUGUUUUGACUCCAACAAACAAAAAGGAAAGGAAAGAAAAAAAAAUGUCCACCAGCCAGUAACUUUUCAGGUCGCUGGCAGUCGCCAUUUGGUCCGGAUGAAGGAUUAUGGCACCCAUCGAGACGGCUGCUCCGGAUGGGCACUGAGUCGGCGGGCGGCUGGGGGGGGUGUCGUCGGAGGGCUGUUCGUGCCGUCCCUCGCCCAUUGGAAUGAUUGUAAAUGUUGAAACUGUGUGGGCUUUUCUCAACACAUGAAAUGAAAAUAAAAACCUGAUUUGAUCCAAGAAAAGAAACGCGCCAUGACGUCGUCACGCACCGCUAACGCAAUUCGAACGGGUUGUGUACCCAACUGGGCCACCGGGUGGCGCCAAAGAAGCGUCAACAAGAUUGGAAACUUUCGUUUGGGACACAGUCCGCGUUUUGCAUUUCUCUGGAUCAGUUUUCAUCAGAAUAAAUGUUUAUUUGUACAACA
Molecule: messenger RNA, 1772 nt
Organism: Hippocampus zosterae (dwarf seahorse)
Lineage: Eukaryota; Metazoa; Chordata; Actinopteri; Syngnathiformes; Syngnathidae
Gene: arf2b
Product: ADP-ribosylation factor 2b
Exons: 5
Coding region: 180-725 (181 amino acids)
Biological process (GO): vesicle-mediated transport; intracellular protein transport
Cellular component (GO): plasma membrane; cytoplasm
Molecular function (GO): GTP binding; GTPase activity
Source: RefSeq, a predicted model, not a curated record